GACUGUCUCCCGACACGCCGGCUGAAAGCCCUUUUUGACUGCGAGCGGCGGCAGCGGAGCAGAGGCGGCGGCGCGGGACCUGCAGUCGCCCGGGAUUCCCUCCAGGUGACGAUGCUCUGGUUCUCCGGCGUCAGGGCUCUGGCUGAGCGUCCCUGCCGGCGCUCGCCUGGGAUUACCUGCUGCGUCUUGCUGCUCCUCAAUUGCUCGGGGGUCCCAAUGUCUCUGGCUUCCUCCUUCUUGACAGGUUCUGUUGCAAAAUGUGAAAAUGAGGGUGAAGUUCUACAGAUUCCAUUUAUCACAGACAACCCUUGCAUAAUGUGUGUGUGCUUGAACAAAGAAGUGACGUGUAAGAGAGAGAAGUGCCCAGUGCUGUCCAGAGACUGUGCGCUGGCCAUCAAGCAGAGGGGCGCCUGCUGUGAGCGAUGCAAAGGUUGCACCUAUGAAGGAAAUACCUACAACAGCUCCUUCAAAUGGCACAGCCCAGCUGAGCCCUGUGUCCUGCAUCAGUGCCAGGAAGGUGUCGUUACACAGUCUGAAGUACGCUGUGUUGUUCACUGUAGAAACCCUUUGGAGCAUCUGGGAGCCUGCUGCCCCACUUGUCCAGGCUGUGUGUUUGAAGGUGUGCAGUAUCGGGAAGGAGAGGAAUUUCAUCCAGAAGGAAACAAGUGUAUCAAGUGUUCCUGUGUUGGAGGCAGGACACAGUGCGUGAGAGAAGUCUGUCCCAUUCUCUCUUGUCCCCAGCACCUUAGUCACACACCCCCAGGACAGUGCUGCCCCAAAUGUUUGGGUCAGAGAAAAGUGUUCGAUCUUCCUUUUGGGAGCUGCCUCUUUCGAAGUGAUGUUUAUGACAAUGGAUCCUCUUUUCUGUAUGACAACUGUACAGCAUGCACCUGUAAGGACUCUACAGUGGUAUGUAAGAAGAAGUGCUCUCCCCCUGGUAGCUGUGACAAAGCCAAGGAGGCCUGCUGUGAAGAGUGCCUUCUUCGAGUGCCUCCAGAAGAUGUUAAAAUGUGCAAGUUUGGAAACAAGAUUUUCCGGGAUGGAGAGAUGUGGUCCUCUGUGAACUGCACCAUCUGUGCUUGUGUGAAAGGCAAGACCCAGUGCCGCAAGAAGCAGUGCAUUCCCAUCAGCAGCUGCCCGCAGGGUAAAAUUCUCAACAGAAAAGGAUGCUGUCCUAUUUGCACUGAAAAGCCUGGCGUUUGCACGGUAUUCGGAGAUCCCCACUACAACACUUUUGACGGACGGACAUUUAACUUUCAGGGGACAUGUCAGUACGUUUUGACAAAAGACUGCUCCUCCCCUGCCUCGCCCUUUCAGGUGCUGGUGAAGAACGAUGCCCGCAGGACCCGCUCCUUCUCCUGGACCAAGUCAGUGGAGCUGGUGCUGGGCGAGAGCACCAUCAGCCUUCAGCAGCACCUCACCGUGCGCUGGAACGGCUCGCGCAUCGCGCUCCCUUGCCACGCACCGCACUUCCACAUCGACCUGGACGGCUACCUCUUGAAAGUGACCACCAGAGCAGGUUUGGAAAUAUCCUGGGAUGGAGACAGUUUUGUAGAGGUCAUGGCUGCCCCUCAUCUCAAGGGCAAAUUGUGUGGCCUGUGUGGCAACUACAAUGGACACAAACGUGAUGACUUAAUUGGUGGAGAUGGAAACUUCAAAUUUGAUGUGGAUGACUUUGCUGAAUCUUGGAGGGUGGAGUCCAACGAGUUCUGCAACAGACCCCAGAGGAAACCAGUUCCUGAGCUGUGUCAAGGGACGGUGAAAGUAAAGCUCCGAGCCCAUCGGGAAUGCCAGAAGCUCAAAUCUUGGGAGUUUCAGACCUGCCACUCAACAGUGGACUAUGCUACUUUCUAUAGGUCCUGUGUGACAGAUAUGUGUGAAUGUCCAGUGCACAAAAACUGUUACUGUGAGUCAUUCCUGGCAUAUACUCGGGCCUGCCAGAGAGAAGGCAUCAAAGUCCACUGGGAGCCUCAGCAGAACUGUGCAGCCACCCAGUGUAAGCAUGGUGCCGUGUAUGAUACCUGUGGCCCCGGAUGUUUCAAAACGUGUGACAACUGGAAUGAGAUUGGUCCAUGCAAUAAGCCGUGUGUGGCAGGUUGCCACUGUCCAGCAAACUUGGUUCUCCACAAGGGAAGGUGCAUCAAACCAGUUCUUUGUCCUCAGCGGUGACCUCUGUUCCAGUCUUUAAGACUUUGAAAUCUUGUGUCCUUGACACUGACAUAGUAGAGCCAAUGAAGGACUGCAGUAUUUGUGUGCCUGAUCCUGCAAAUACACAGAGUAUAUAUGUGUGUAUAUAUAUAUAUAGAUAGAUAGAUAGAUAUAUAGAUAUAUUCAAAAACAUUUCAUCAUUUAUAUAAACUAUAGGUGGAUUAUUAUAUGUAUAUUUUUUGCUAUAAAACAUGUAUUGUUUCUAGGAUCCUAAUCUGUAAGCCAUUGGAUACAUUGUAUAAAUAUACCAGGUGCUUUUAAUUUAAUAAGGCGGCAUGCAGACUUAUUGGAUGGCUUUAACAUCUCAUACAUUUGUCAUUUUUAAGGACGUUUUCUAAGAACCAUCGAUUGCCUGCCUGCAUUAAUUUCAGCUUUGAGUCAGGAUUUAUAAUUGAGUGAGAAAUGUGUUUCUUUGGAGAAGAGUACGUUUAUCUGGGGGCAUUUCAUGUUUCUAAGAAAGGAAUGUAUGCCGGAGAGAGAUGGCAGGAGAUUGGUAACAGGCCCUAAUGGUGCAUGCAAAGCAAGGGAUGGGCUUUUAGACUUUACUGGGUCAUGGUCUGAUAUUGUUUCCAAAAUUGGCUAGUUGCCAGGAAAUAAAUAUUUGUCACUAGGGCAUAACCAAAGACUCAAGUAAUUUCUUGCCAUCUUUGCAUAUUCCUUGAGUCUCCUAAUUAUAUAUGUGUGUGUGAUGGAUGUGACCAUUUAUAUGUCAUGCAUAGAGAUUAAGGGGUAUCUGGAUAACAUGUUAAUUCUUUUGAGCAUGAGGAGAUAUUUGGAGAAAUUGUUGUGCAACAUGCGAAGAAUAUCCAUUUCUCUGAAUCUCAAAUUCAAUGAGUAGAUGUAGGCCAUCGACAUUUGUGACUAUUCUGUGUAUAAAAUGAAAGCCUUUAACUAUUUCUAAAGGAUUCCUGUCCAAUGCUAUUUGAUGACUAUUAAUAUGUCAUAAUUAUUAUACAGGAAAAAAAAUUAUUGACCAGCUGAUUUAACAUCACUCCAAAGAAUGGUCUAUGUAUUUGCUCUAAUUUACUUAUACAUUACUACCAGUCACCAUGUGAUUUUUCCUGAGUUUUGUUUUUUGAAUAAGUGAAAAUGUCAAUAAAAACAAAACCCACUUAUGUCUAAAACUAAAAUGUUCUCCAUUAUAGUAAAUAAAGGGCUUAAGAUUUAAA
Marmota monax (woodchuck) is the source of this 3377-nucleotide messenger RNA. RefSeq names its product BMP binding endothelial regulator (gene Bmper). Lineage: Eukaryota; Metazoa; Chordata; Mammalia; Rodentia; Sciuridae. The record is from RefSeq and is a predicted model, not a curated record. The transcript has 15 exons. Gene Ontology annotation, molecular function: protein binding. The coding region runs from base 112 to 2169 and encodes 685 amino acids.